Molecule: messenger RNA, 1227 nt
Organism: Vicia villosa (hairy vetch)
Lineage: Eukaryota; Viridiplantae; Streptophyta; Magnoliopsida; Fabales; Fabaceae
Exons: 2
Coding region: 1-1227 (408 amino acids)
Source: RefSeq, a predicted model, not a curated record
AUGACAAGCCUUGUCAAAGGUGUUGUUAAGAAGAAGAGUACUUCUGCUGGUCCUAUCAAGAGCAGAGCUAUGACUAAGAGUACAGGGGUUGGUCCAUCAAAGUCCUGGAGCAAGGUAUUUCCCAAGAAAAGAAAGGAGCGGGAUAUUGUUGAAUCUAUGUUUGAUGCUGAAGUGGAUGUUCCUGAUAUUCCAUCAAGGAAGAAGCCUACAACCAGCAAGCUUGCUGCAAGUAUUUAUAAAGUCCCUAUUGACAAUGUGUCAUUACACUAUGCCUCCAGUGCCAGCAGGUCGAAAUAUGUGCUCCAAAAGAGACUGGCUGUUGAAAGGGAAUUGGCUCCAAAUGCCCUUGAGAACAAGGAAGUCUUAGAGCUAAUUCAGGAUGCUGGGCUAUUGAAGACUGUUUGCGAUCUUCCCAAGUGUUAUGAGAAGCUGGUCAAGGAAUUUGUGGUGAACCUAUCUGAAGAUUGUGGAAACAGCAAGAGUGUGGACUUUAGAAAGGUGUUUGUGAGAGGUAAGUGUGUAUCAUUCUCUCCUUCUGUGAUUAAUAAAUUCUUAGGAAGAACAGAUGUAGCUCAACCUGAGCUUGAAGUGACAGACAACAAAGUUUGUCAAGUGAUCACAGCCAAGCAGGUAAACAGUUGGCCCCUGAAAGAGAAAAUGACAGAAAGUAAGCUGAGCAUCAAGUAUGCAAUGCUUCACAAGAUAGGAGCAGCUAAUUGGGUACCAACGAAUCACAAGUCCACUAUUUCAACUAUUCUUGGCAGAUUUCUGUAUGCUGUAGGAACAAAGGCAAAGUUUGACUAUGGAACAUAUAUUUUCGACCAAACUAUGAAGCAUGCUGGAAGCUUCAGCGUUAAGGGUCCAAUUGCCUUUCCAUCCCUUCUAUGUGGCAUAAUUCUGACUCAGUAUCCCAACAUUCUCAAUGAGCAUGAUGUAGGUAUGCAUGUUCUAGACAUUGUCAUGACAUCGGCUGAAACAUCCAAGUCUGGAGCAUCAGUCAGCAAAGCAGAAGUGAUAGCAAUGUUCAAAGAGACCUGCAAAGAGCUGGAAGCUAGGAAAGUAUCACUUGAAAAGAUGAUAAGCACUCUGGAAAUGAAUGGGAAUGAGGAAUUUGCAGAUGCUGAAAAGAUGGCAGAUGAAGAUGUGGAAGAAGAGGGUACCAGUCCUACUGAUGACGCCGAGAAAGGAAGUUAUGCAGACACCUCAAGUGGGUCUGACUCCGGGUAG